CCCACAGAGCAUGGAAAGUGAAAUAUCGUGAAAUAGCCUUCAUCACAGCUCCUCAGCUGAGCAGAACCGGAGAGAAACAUCGAAUGACGAGCUCGGAGAAGUCCCUUCUUCUCAAGUAGAGAACAGAAACAGUCAUGGAAGUUGCACUGGCUCUAAGAACUGUGAUGAUUGUGACGGUCGUGGCUCUCGGCGGAGCGGUGCCCACCACACCUCCCCCCAGCGAAGAACAGGUCUCCAAAGCCCAGGACUAUCUGUCCAGGUUUUUCUCUGAUGUGGGGGUCAGUGCCCCCGACUCGGUCUGGCGAAGCUCCCUGGACACCUUUGAAGGAACUCUCAAAAAGCAGGAGUUCUUUGGGCUGGAGGCGACGGGGCAGUUGGACUCCAACACGCUGGAGGUGAUGAAUCGGCCGCGCUGCGGCUUCACAGAUGUGCUCAGAUACAGUCACUUUGAGGGAGGGCCGAAGUGGGACAAGACAGUGAUCACGUACAGGGUGACAGAGUACACUCCAGACUUGACUCAAAGCGAAGUGGAUGAAACUUUAGCCAAGGCUCUUAAACUGUACGGUGACGUUACUCCUCUGGAUUUCAAGCAGAUUGACAGCGGCACCGCCGACAUUAUGAUCAAGUUCACUCCUGGAGACCAUGGAGAUUUUGCACCAUUUGAUGGACCGCAGGGCGUCUUGGCACAUGCAUUCUCACCUGGAGAAGGUCACGGAGGGGACACGCACUUUGACGAAGAUGAAAGUUGGACGCUAACAGCAGAAGGAUCCAACCUGUUCCUGGUGGCAGCCCAUGAGUUCGGCCACGCUCUGGGACUUGCCCACUCUCAGGUCCAGACAGCCCUGAUGUUUCCCACCUACCAGUACGUGAACACAGACGGAUACACGCUGCCAGAAGAUGACGUGCAGGGCGUGCAAGCUCUCUAUGGAGUCAGACCUUCUUCAGAUCAGCCCACCGCUGAGCCCAAACCAAACCCGAAGCCUCCUAGAAAACCUAUGGUGAAACCACCGCGUGCACCUGACCCUACAUCAGAACCUGUUCCAGACCGGUGUGACCCUCAGCUCACUUUUGAUGCUGUGACCAAGACAAGGGAUCUGUACUUCUUUAAAGAUGGCUAUUGCUGGAAGAGGAGCAGCUCCUGGGACGGAAUCAGGAUGAAGAAAAUCCAGUCCGUCUGGGCUGGAAUCACCAAAGUCGACGCUGCUUAUGAGUACAAGAGAGACAACACUGUCUUUUUUUUCAAGCUGAAACUCUGCACCACAGGAGGCCGCUACUGGGGCUUCAGAGGAAACGCCGCACUGCCAGGUUACCCCAAACGUCUCAGCGACCUCGGCUUCCCUUCAUCUGUCACCGGCGUGGAUGCGGCUGUUCACGUGUCCUCUGCCAGCCGGACGCUCUUCUUUGUGGGAUACAGAUUCUGGAGCUUCAAUGAAAGACGAGGCAAAAUGGAUCGUGGAUACCCAAAGCUCAUCCACAGAGAGCUCCGCGGGAUCGGUUACAAGGUGGACGCUGCUUUUGAGAACAGAGGGUUCCUGUACUUCUCAUAUGGAUCCAGCCAGACUGAGUACCACUACACACGAAGACGAGCCAGUCGCAAGCUCUUCAACUAUAGAUGGAUGGACUGCUGAAAACAAACAAAGAACAAAGCAAAAGCCCAUAAAUAGACACAAACCAAGCCGUGUGUCGAUAAGCAGGCAGCAAAGCACUGAUAUAUCCCAAGAACUCUUGGUGUGUGUGUGUGUGUGUGUGUGUGUGUGUGUGUGUGUGU
Messenger RNA from Salarias fasciatus (jewelled blenny), 1768 nucleotides. Its product is annotated as matrix metalloproteinase-20-like. Gene Ontology annotation, molecular function: metalloendopeptidase activity; zinc ion binding. Lineage: Eukaryota; Metazoa; Chordata; Actinopteri; Blenniiformes; Blenniidae. The record is from RefSeq and is a predicted model, not a curated record. Gene Ontology annotation, biological process: proteolysis; extracellular matrix organization; collagen catabolic process. Gene Ontology annotation, cellular component: extracellular matrix.